Molecule: messenger RNA, 3054 nt
Organism: Corythoichthys intestinalis (scribbled pipefish)
Lineage: Eukaryota; Metazoa; Chordata; Actinopteri; Syngnathiformes; Syngnathidae
Product: methylcytosine dioxygenase TET-like
Exons: 4
Coding region: 206-1336 (376 amino acids)
Cellular component (GO): nucleus
Molecular function (GO): methyl-CpG binding; zinc ion binding
Source: RefSeq, a predicted model, not a curated record
CCCGCCAUCCCUCCCCGCCGCUGACAGACCGACAAAUCCCUCCCGGUGCUCCAACCCCCCGCCGCCACCUGCCCCCCUCCGCCACCUCCUCCAUCUCCUUCCCCGCCAGCCAUGAUCCGUGGCGGGCUAAUUCCCAGACGGUCGUCCUCUCGCGCUUCUCCUCCUGGCGGGCCCGGAAAGUAAACAAAAGGCGCGGGCGGCGGCCAUGUCGGGCAUGACGAGCGGCGUUUGCGUGGAGAGCGACCUGUCGUCCGUGCUGCAGCGAAGCUCCGCCUCCUCGCACCACCACCCCAAUCACCACGGUUACGGCGGGCAGGGCCAGGUUUCCACACUGGCGCCCAUGCUGGACUACAGCAGCGAGAUGGACCGCUACCGCUCGUCCAUCGCCAGUUUCUACAAGACCAACGUGGACGUGGGCAACUUCCCGCCGUCGGCCAAGCUGGCGGCGCGCUUGGCGGCCGCCGCUCCCAUCUUCCCCCCCGCCGCCACCAGACUGGGCGCCGUGGCCACGACGCCCUGGGGGUGCCACGACAACGUCAACCACCCGGCGGCCGUUUUCUGGGGCCGGCCCAAACCCGCCGGCGCCGCGCACCACCACCGGCACCAUCCGGCGACGCCCGCGCACGUGACGCCCUCGCACCCCCACGGAAGCGGCAUGCACCAGGGCGGCGGCGCCGAGGACGGGGGUCGGACCGAUAAACACUCUCCCGCCUCGCUUCCCGUCACCCAAGCGGCGCACCACCACCCCGUGGCGCCCGGUAACGCCAACUUCCUGCCCGGCUACGGCGGUGGGGGCGACUGCGGCGCGGGCAAGCAGGGACACGGCCACCCGGACGCGAUGGGCCUAUCGGAGGGCGGCGGCUGCAACGGGGGCGGGGUUCUGGGAAGCGGCUUCCUGGGAGGGCUGGGCCUACCCCCGGGCGUUAUCGUCAUGGCCAUGGGUUCGACGGCGGGCGGCGCGCCCGACGCCGGCAGCGCUUUCCAGAUGACGGGCGGCCAGCGGGGGCCCGCGGACUGCCAGCAGCACGCCGGCUCCUCGCCCUGCCCCUCCUCGUCCUCGCCCUCGUCGUCAGGGGUGGCGACGGGGGUCCUGUCGCCCCCCUCGUCCUCGUCUUCCUCCAAGAGGAAGCGCAAGCGCUGCGGCGUGUGCGGGCCCUGCCGGCGGCUCAUCAACUGCGGCGUGUGCUCGUCCUGCCGCAACAGGAAGACGGGCCACCAGAUCUGCAAGUUCAGGAAGUGCGAGGAGCUCAAGAAGAAGCCGGGGGGCGGCGGGGGCACACCGCUUGAGAGACCGCCAUCCGUCCCGACGGGCGAGGCCUUCCGAUGGUUCUUCUAAAACCGGAACGGACCGAGGACAGUUCGGACGGUCGGCCAAUCCGUGUAUCGUUCCUUCAUUCUCCAAAAGAAAAAGGCAAAGAGACUAUUUUUUGGUUUGAAUCCGAAGGGCAAAACAUCAGAUUUUUUCGUAUUUCAAAUUCAGGCUCGGAAAAUACAAAACUGGAUCGAGAUGCGAACCCAAGGUUUUAUUCCUUGCGAAUAGAAUUACGUUUUAGCCUUGUCGCGUUGAGUUUAAACGCACGGUCGAAAAACGACAUUAAAAUCAGGGUGUCCCUCAUCCGGUCAGGAGGUCGUUUUCAAGAGACCGGGUGCGGUUUUCGAAGAUGUAUUUAUUGGACGGAUAUUGCCAAAAGAAACGAAAAUACCGACAGACGCGGCUGAAAAACGGGGCCUUCGGAAGGCCAACCUUUCGGCAGCCCUCGCGGCAAACUAACGCUAAAGAGCGCGGUGUACAAAUGAUCCUCUCCGCAGUGAGGAAAUGACGUUUGAACGCGCUUGUGGAGAUAGCGGAUCGGGCUCUGCAUCGGUAGAUUCUCAAAAUUGGGCGAAUGGGGGUCUAAUGCAAAAAUAGGUGAUUUAGUUCAGUUGUACCUCUCCAAGUUGAAAACUGAGCAGUAUCUUAGCUUUGAACGCUAACUGUACGACCCACAAAUCUUCUUUCACAUACAACUAGAAGGAGACAAACACACUUUGAGAAUCUCCGCCUUGGCGUGUACGACCGCGAUCCGACGACAACUUUUCAACUCGAGCCUCAAAUUGUCAUCGAAAAAAUCUUGAAUUGAAAAAUUGUGAUUUUUAUGGGGCGAAAAGAACUCGCCGGUCCUUUUGUCAUUUUUUGGGAUUCAGCGCCGAGAACGAACGCCGCGCAGAUUCGGUAGCUCGGAGGGCGAACCCGCCGCGGGGGACGGCGCUCGUCGACUCCGUUUGCGUGUCACGUGUGAGAAAGGACUACAAGUUUCCUCAGGAGGACUACGAGGACCGUCAAAACUCUCGACGGCCAAAAGGACGAGGGAGCCGAUUGCAUCAUCCCGCGCCAGCUCGGCAGAAUGCCGGUCGUCCUUGACGACGGAGCGCCUUGUUGCUUAGCGACUGCUAACAAUGGACCCGCGCCGGUGCGCGGCAAUGUGGGCGUGGCGAGCAAACGCGCGAUGACGGAUGCCCGAAGCUGUUUAUGACAUGACUCGGGGCGCUUGUCGGCCGCCGUUGACGGCGCCAGACGCCUCGUUCGCUUUGAUCGGGGGACGGAUCUCCCAGAUUGGACCUCCUUUGCCGUCGAUGGCGCUACGUAUUCACAUGGAUGUCUAUCAUUGGAACUGGCAGGCAAUGAGUUAAAUACUAUGAGUUUAAAAAAACGGUGCCAUAACCAGGGUGUAUUUCUUAUUUUAUUCAAUGAAAUUGGUUUAUCUUUUUUUUUUUUUUUUUUGGUGUACUCAUAAAAAAAAAAAAAAAAAAAUACUCAUUAAAAACCUGGCGUCCACACAAUAUGUGCAAUGUGAUGGCGACGCCAGGUCUUUAAGGCAGUGGUCUCCAAACUAUUCUACAUAGGGCCGUGGGUGCAGGAUUUCAUUCCAACAAAACAAGACCACACCUUUUCACCAAUCUGGUGUUUUAUAAGUGUCAUCAGUUGAUUUCAGUCAGGUUUUAGUAGAAACCACAUUAGUUAAAAGGUCUGCGCUUGAAUGGUAUGAAUAAAGACCAGGACCCACAGUGGCCCUC